Molecule: messenger RNA, 9079 nt
Organism: Gorilla gorilla gorilla (western lowland gorilla)
Lineage: Eukaryota; Metazoa; Chordata; Mammalia; Primates; Hominidae
Gene: ZMAT3
Product: zinc finger matrin-type 3
Exons: 7
Coding region: 408-1274 (288 amino acids)
Molecular function (GO): nucleic acid binding; zinc ion binding
Source: RefSeq, a predicted model, not a curated record
GCCUCCCGGUUCCGCAGUCACUUCCUGCAGCUGUUUCCCUGUGGGUCGGGUUGGACUGACUUUUGACAGUCAGCCUUCGGCUGCGGAGGGGCUCGGCGGCGGCCGGCGGAGAAAGUUGCUCCGAGAAGAGGCUGGGUCGAGCUGGGCCGAGCCGGGCGCGCAGGGCGGGCGUCGCGGGCGUCCCGGGCGGACGCGGCGCGGAGACUGCCGGCGCGUCCCGGGGGUUCCGGCAUUUCACGUGGACCAGGUGGAUCAUCUGUGCGUGCAGCUGCCUUGGCCCUCUCAGUUGCCCCCGCCCCGUGGGAGUCGGGGGAUUCCAUCCUUCGUGAUGGCAUCCAUACCAGGUUGAGAUUUGAAGACCUUGCUUCUCAUCACCCACUGGAUUAUGCCCAAGGCUUUCCUACCCAAUGAUCCUCUUGCAACACGCCGUGCUUCCUCCACCUAAGCAGCCCUCACCCUCGCCUCCUAUGUCAGUGGCCACCAGGUCUACAGGAACCUUGCAGCUUCCACCACAGAAGCCUUUUGGGCAGGAAGCUUCCUUGCCUCUUGCAGGGGAAGAAGAGUUAUCGAAGGGAGGGGAGCAAGACUGUGCCCUGGAGGAGCUAUGUAAGCCCCUGUACUGCAAACUCUGCAAUGUCACCUUGAACUCUGCACAGCAAGCCCAGGCUCAUUAUCAGGGUAAAAAUCAUGGUAAGAAACUCCGAAAUUACUAUGCAGCAAAUAGCUGUCCUCCUCCUGCUAGAAUGAGCAAUGUGGUCGAGCCUGCAGCUACUCCAGUUGUUCCAGUCCCUCCGCAGAUGGGCUCCUUUAAGCCAGGAGGCCGAGUGAUCCUGGCCACGGAGAAUGAUUACUGUAAGCUCUGUGAUGCCUCCUUCAGUUCCCCAGCUGUGGCUCAGGCUCACUAUCAAGGGAAGAAUCAUGCCAAGAGGCUGCGGCUGGCGGAAGCUCAGAGUAACUCAUUCUCGGAAUCCUCAGAGCUGGGUCAACGGCGGGCCAGGAAAGAAGGGAAUGAGUUUAAGAUGAUGCCUAACAGGAGAAAUAUGUAUACAGUACAGAAUAAUUCAGGUCCUUACUUCAAUCCCCGCUCUCGGCAGAGAAUUCCACGUGAUCUGGCCAUGUGUGUUACUCCAAGUGGCCAGUUUUACUGCUCAAUGUGUAAUGUUGGAGCUGGCGAAGAGAUGGAAUUCCGGCAGCAUUUAGAGAGCAAGCAACAUAAGAGCAAGGUGUCUGAACAGCGGUACAGGAAUGAGAUGGAAAAUCUGGGAUAUGUAUAGUGAUUAUCAUAUUAAGAUAGAGCAGCUUGUCCUGCCUGUUGUUUGCCUUUUGUCAACUUGCCCUGCUUUGUGGUCUUUUUGAUAUGAGUACAUUCCUCUGCUUAAUGUUAAUACAUGUAACCCACAGUGGUACCAUGAGAUGUCAAAACCUGGGGGCCCGGGGGUGGGGCGGGGGAGGUGGGUGUGAAGAACGUGCUUCUUAGGUCAUAACGCUUUUGCAGGGUCAAUUGUGUUAAGCCGCUCAUAGCAUGUGACCUACCUACCCCAUCAGAAAUAACUUUUUAUCUUGCUCAAGUUCUGGUCAACUAGUAGCCUGACUGCUUAGAACUUUGACUAUUUAAAAGUUUCAUUUUCUUUUGCAAUUUUAGUUUUAUGUACUGUUAAAGAAUUGUAUUGAAUUCUUUUUAGAUCACAGUAAAAAUAGGUUGGCAGAGAUUUCCGUUUCCCAGGGCUUAACCAGAACCGCCACCUCAAUGCAUUGUCAGUAGAAUACAUUAUUAGAAACUGUUAAGGUCUUUCCCGGGACAUUUUUUUUCUGCCAUUUUCUUUUGCAAUUGUAGUUUUAUGUACUGUUAAAGAAUUGUAUUGAAUUCUUUUUAGAUCAAAGUAAAAAUAGGUCAGCAGAGAUUUCAGUUUCCCAGGGCUUAACCAGAACCGCCACCUCAAUGCAUUGUCAGUAGGAUACAUUAUUAGAAACUGUUAGGGUCUUUCCCAGGACAUUUUUUUUUCUGUAUCGUGUCUCCCCAUCAUUGAAAUGCAAGUUUUCUUGAAUUCAAAUACUCCCAAUGAGCUUGUAUACUUCCAAACCGCUAAACUUGAUUUCCAGUUGUGGAUUUCACACAUGUAAUUGCCCCCUUCUUCCCUCCUCUUUUUUCCCCCCAGUUGAAUCAGCUUGUCUAACAAGCCCAUUUUCAUGCCCCAGCUGUGCUGUGGGUUUUCCAAGCCUCAUAUUUGAAUAUUCAAUGAGUUUAAGAUGGAUAUGAUUUUAAAAAAUAGGGCCGGGCGCGGUGGCUCACGCCUGUAAUCCCAGCACUUUGGGAGGCCGAGACCGGCGGAUCACGAGGUCAGGAAAUCAAGAACAUCCUGGCUAACACGGUGAAACCCCAUCUGUACUAAAAAUACAAAAAAUUAGCCGGGCGUGGUGGCGGGCGCCUGUAGUCCCAGCUACUCUGGAGGCUGAGGCAGGAGAAUGGCGUGAACCCGGGAGGCGGAGCUUGCAGUGAGCCGAGAUCGCGCCACUGCACUCCAGCCUGGGUGACAGAGCGAGACUCCGUCUCAAAGAAAAAAAAAAAAAAAAAAAAAAAAAUAUAUAUAUAUAUAUACAUAUAUAUAUAUAUAUAUUUUCCAGCAGAUUUUAGGAAACAAAGGUGUGUUUGCUUUUCCAAUUUAGAGUUACUUCAUUGAUAGUAACAUGCGCUUAUAUCAUGAUCUAAACCAUAAGUUCAGAUUGCUUGAUAUUUUGUUUUGCCAGACUUUUUUGAUAAUCUGAUUCUUACGGUUUACUUACAUUUUCCUCUGUCUUGCCAGUCUGGUGGCCAUCCUGAAAAAUAUCACCACCUGCUGUUUUAUACACAGAGAGGAAUUUUUUAAAAAGCAAAUAAAGUUUCACUAUCUUCGUUUCCAGUAGAAAUAUACACGAACUAUGGUUUUAUUCUUUGUAAUUCGGCUUUCUUGAAGAUACUAACAAGUAUAUGAUAGAUCACUUUGGCAUCUGAUAAUUAUAUCAGUAUUAUGAUUUUUGUUUUUUGCGUUUAAAAUAAGAAGUUGUAUGAACCCAGGAGGUGGAGGUUGCAGUCAGCCAAGAAUCGUGCCACUGCACUCCAGUCUGGGUGACAGAGCAAGACUCCGUCUCCAAAAAAAAAAAAAAAAGAAGCUAUAAUAUAUAUCUAGAUUAACUAAUGGAGUGCUCUGUGAAUAUUCAUUAACUACAUUUUAUCUAUUUACUAUAUUUUAUAUGGGUAAGACCAGUGGUCAUCCGUAUUUCUUUUGAAAGCCCACUUGAUCAGGAAGUUUAUAUUUUAAGCAGUAUGUUUGCACAAUGGUCAGUUCACAUUUGAUUGCUUGUAUUACUAAUUAGAGGUAAAACUUCUAUUUUUUUCUUGAGAAUUCUGUAGGCAAAUAGAUGGGGGAAGGCAAAUUACAAUCAUUCUUUUUCUGUAAUACUUUGGGACAAUUUUUAAACAACUCAGACCCAUGUUUAAAAACGAGUUUUGUGUGAUUAACCCUUGUAUAGUAUCCAGUUACUGUCUUCUGUUGAAGUGGUGGUUCUUUGAGAAGUAGAAUUAUUUUGUAACUUUUCUUCUCCCAGAAACAGAAGAAUCAAAUACUAUUCUGUUAGGAUUCUAUCUAGACCUGUGACUCUUAGUAUAAUAACCCUUUUAUUAUUAUUAUUUUUUUUCAGUAAUCUAUAAAGUAGAGUUGCUUAGUUUUGAGCAAUUUAGGGCUUUUCUUAUUGGCCAGUAGGUUAUUCAUUUUGCUGCUAAAUAUAAUUUUUUGGUUAAUUUUAACAUUAUAGUGCUGGCCGCUUGGUUCUAUGAUUACCUAAAAAUCUAGUUUUUUUCCUCCAUAGGUAGAUGUGUGUGUAUGCAUACCCACACACAUACACACGUACAUAUAUGUUGUCAUAGAGAGGUAUUUCAACCCUUAUUUCAAAUAACAGUAGAAGAUAUGAACAUGAAUUUAUAUUUUGUAAAAAUGUCAUUCAUCCACUUUGUUUUCCAUUGGAAAUAGUUUUAAAAGAAGGGUUCCCCUUGCUCUCUCCACUUAACAAUUUCAUUAUAUACAUAGAAAAAGCAGCCGACUUAAGGGCUUGAUGUUUUUUCAGGCCUUGUGUAUUCAGGUUUCCAGUUUCCCAGUGCCCUUAAUGGAUGUUAUGAAUGCAUAAGCGCAUUUUCUUUUAAAGAAAGAAGUUAGAUUUAUAGUGUUAUUUCUUACUUGCUAUAUUUCUUUGCACUAAAAAAGAGCUAUGUGUUUGUUUUAUAGGACACUUUAGUACCGUAUUGCCUACAAUAACUCAGUUUGCUCCUUAAAUUCCAAACUCUGGGAAGUUGAUAAAUAACUUCCAUGAUCACUUGUAAAAGUUACAUGCACAUCUGAAAAAAAAUCUCAAAUCUCAAUGACAGUAGGUUGUUUUGAGCUUGUUACCUUGCAGUAUUCUUCUCUGUUCCAUAGGUGAAAACAAAGGGUGACAGAGGUUAUCAGGCAGGAAAUGCCUAAAUAGAUACAUCUCUGCAUGGUACAAUUUCUCAUAUUCAUGUAUUCCAUAAACAGUGUUUUUUCUCUGUUUAAGCAGACUGUUGUUUCUUCUGAGUCAGUGAUAUGUGAUCUUCGUUGGUUUCAUUUUGUGAAGCUCAGUCUGUCUCUGUAACAUACUUUAGGAUUUGCACCUUGUGCUCCCCAGGAAUUAUGUUAGUGUCUUUUUCUAUGCUGUCUUCAAGGAUGGACAGAGGCCUAAACAACAACAACAACAACAACAAAAAUUAGAAAAAAAAAAACUUAGAUUUCGGUAGUCAUCCAUAGGAACUCAUAGCAUCAGUCUCUUCUCUGUGAAUAAUAUCUUUGUGUAAGUUGUCAUAAAAAAUCAACGUUAGAAGAUGACAAUUAGAAUUCUUCUUAGGUAUUGAGGGUAAGAAGUUGUAAAGAACGAAAAUUCGUGUUUCAACUAAAAGAUUGGAUUGCAUAUACCUUUGAAGUGGUUUUGUAAAGAAAGUUCAGUUACUGAACUGAGUGUGCCCUGUAAUCCUUUUGAGUGCACUGAAGAUGCUUUGAAAAUACUUUGUUGGUCUUCACGUUGUGCAUCAUGUCCUGCAACUUGUAAAUAUGUGCAUGUUGUUUAUGUUUGUCUGCCUGUCUCUUAUUGCACUAAAUUCUGCAAGGUGAAUAAUUUUUUAUACCAUUUAUUUGGAAAAAGUUCCUCCUCCAACUCUUCUUCACUGACCUUUUAAUUAGUUGGUAAACUUAGAAAACCAGGUAGGAUUUUUGAAGCUCUGAGUUUAAAAGAAGAAUCGUGGCUAUUUGACAUCAUCCUUACGUUCCCCUGACUUAAAAAACUACCAAGAAGCAUGAGAUCUUCCACCUCAUUUUAGAAAGCUUUUCUACAGAACUAUAUGCGUGCUUAUAGCUACCUAUCUACAGUUUGAACAGAGAGAAAGGGAGAUAUGUAUGUCUGGUUACAUCUUCCUUCACUCCUGAGUUGGCUGGGACAGCAAGCAACAACAGUUUGAGGUCCAGUGACCUACGUAAAAUGAGUGUCAUUUGUGUCAGGGGACACAUGUAACUGUGCAACAUGGUAUUUUCUACAGGGAGGGCUAGGAAGGGUGGUUUUGGAACCUAACCUACUUUGUGUCUUCAUUGUCAGAACUUAGGUUGGAAAUGCCCUUUAAAGAACUUGGUGAGGCAUAUGCUAGGACAAUAGAGCUGCUUUAGAAAGAAAUUGAGACAUGUUUUGUCAGGACAGAUAAAAGUUUAAUGCAGGUUUUUGAACAGAUGUUUUAAAAAAAAUUUGACCUUACCAACUAUUUUUUUCUUCUAGCCAAAUCAUUGUAUAGGAGUUUCAUAUAUGAUAAAAAGUGUUUUGUUACUGUUUUUGCUUUCUUGGCAGGGGAGAACCCCUACCAUUGUGAGCUGUUACUGUCACUCUGGCUGAAUGGACAAAUAGCUGUGUAAAUAGCUUCUCAUAAAACACUUCUACUGAUAGCUGUUUGACUUUUUCUUCCCGUUAUGAAUGGGAGGAACAUUUGUAAACUUCCUUUCUGGGUAGCUACCAAAAAACGUACUGGCUCAUGGUCCCAUGUGACCUUGUCUCCGUUAAGCCCAGAAUCUGAGUGCCUUUAGCAAGUGUUAGCAUUUCACAGAGAGAAGAGAGACAGAAUUAUUGCUAUUAAUCACCAUUCAUAAAUAGGAGCUUGGAAUAACAAAGGUCUGUGUGAAUUCUGUUCUACGUCUUUUUUUCCCUUUCUUAAAUAAAUCUCAAUUUGAUAUCAAGUAAAACUAUUGUCAUUAUUGAUCAGAAACCAUACAUUCUGAAAAUGAAUCCAGUUUUCCCAAGCUGGCAGAAGUCAGAGAUCAUUUUUCACCUUGAUCUGUGUUGCGUUUAUACUUAGUGAAUGGCAGUGUGGUUGAUUGGAAGAGCUUGACACUGAUGUUUGGAAACAUUCUUUAUUCUAAUGGUCAUUUUCAAACUUGUUUUCUGUAGAGAGGGGAAAAAUUAUGUAUUUGCAGCUAAAGCGAAGAGACUGGCACAAUAAUUAUUAAUUGUGUUAGUUCAUUUCUGUAUUAAAUGAAGCAUCUUCACAAAUCAGGUUUGAAGCCAUUAAAAGCAAAAUUUUCCCUAGUUUAAUUAAUUUAAAAUUCUAAAUUGCCUGACUACUUAGAAUCUUAGAAACACACUGCUAGACUAAUUUUAUUAUAGAAAUGUUAACAUGUUCCUCAACAUUUUCUCAAGAAAAUUUUCAGACCUAUAUCAAAGUUGAAAAAACUUUGCAGUAUAACCACUGCUAGAUUCUGCCAUCAACAUUUGACUAUACUUGUAUUGCCACGUAUCUGUUCAUAUUCUCUAUCCCUCUUUUCAUCCAUUGAUCCAUCAGAUUUUUUUUUUUUAAAGAACAUUCCAAAGUAAAUUUUAGGCAAUACACUGCCCUAAAUUCUUAGCAUGGGUGUCAUUAAUUAAGGUUUAGUAUUCGUUUAAAUAUCUAUUUUGAAAGUGGUGUAUGAAGUUGAUAAUCUGAGCCAAUUAACAUACUUUUUUUUUUUUUCCUCCUGUAGACUUUUGUCUUCCAGUUUCUCUUCUUGUGUGUGCUUAGGGUGAGGGAGGACAAUUCCUUUCAAACACAAGUUUAUUUUAGAAUUGGUCAUUUUUAAGUGCUUGUCAUAAAUUUUAAAGUUUCAAUAUAAUUUUUCUUUUCCCCACUUCUGAUAAUGUAUUUUUGCCAAACUAUGCAGCUUCUUCAAAAAACUGUAAAUUACUGAUUGGGGUUUAUGAAAUCAGCGAAUACCUCAUUUCAAUCUUGCUGCUUUUCUCCCUCUUGUCACUUCUCCUUUCACUACUUUCAGCUGCUCUACCAGAAGGUAGAGGGGAGUAAAGGGUCAAACCCCUAUAUAAUUAGCUGUUUUAAACAACUCUCGGAGAGCAGAUUAAGUAGCUUAGUAAAUUGAAACUAUUAAUUUUUUUAAAGAAUUUGAUUUGAAUUCCUUGAGAAUUGUAAUUAUCCACACUUCCUCCAGCUGUAAUUAGCAGAAUUAAAAAUGAUUGUACUGUACAAUGAGUUGUUGAAAUUGUAAGCCUUAGUAACCAUCUUUAGCUUUACUGUAGUCAUGUUUAGAAAAAAUUAUUUUUACAUAUGCCUUUAUUUUUAUGCCCACUUUUUGUGGAUAAGAUUCUUUAGAUACAAUCUAAAGAAUUUAAGUGACUUUCUCCAGGUCAUGAAGAUUCAAUGGGUAGAAUUGAAUCAGAAUUGAAAUGUUCCAGAUUCAUAUUCUUGUGUGUGUUUGAUAAAAUUCAUGGUUUCCAAAGUAACUGAACACUUCCUUUGGGCCCUUGGAGGGAAAAUCCAUAUUUUUACUAAUUACACUUUUAUUUUUAGACAUCUGGCAGUUCUUUGAACUUAAAAAUAUUCUCAUGGCCAUAGUUCCAAAUUAAGCCCGACGCAGUUGCUAAAAAUCUUGCUGCACUGUUGAAUACUAAUAAUGCAACAUUUAUCGGAUGUUUUUGCAUUUUGAUGACCUUCAUGAUUCAUUUAUAAGUCUUUGUAAGUGCUUAAGUGACCCCCUCACUAGUGAAAAUAAUAAAUGUUCUAUAUCAUUUAUUAUUAUUUGUGUAUUCUCUACAUGAUAUAUUUUUUUAAGGAAGAGUAACUCCACAUGUCAGAAUGAGUGAUAUUAUCCUAGGGCAAAGCGCAUAUAGGGCAGUUUAUUUCUACUCUGCAAAUAUGGCAUGUACAGUAACAAAACUCCUUUGGAGUGGCUGGUCAUUGUUUUGCCCUCUUUUGGUACCUGAGUACCUUUCUGGGGUUUUGUAAAUCAUGUGUCAUUUGUAAGAAUUUCUCGUUAACUCUGCGUUACUUGGUGUUCACCUGUGGUAUCCUUGACUGACCAUAAUGAUUUAGUUUGGGUAUGAUGUGUCUGCUUUGAAAUGCCUUACUGGACUAUGUCAGAUCCUGCUUUAAAGCAUUCCAUAUAUCUGCUGGGACAACAAGUUGCUUCUCCUUGGAAAUAUGCUCUAGAUUCAGAAGCAAAACCGGUUUUGCUUUCACCAUUAAGGUUGCAUUUUAAUGCAGUUAUUGUUUUAAAUUAGGGAAUAAAAUGUAAAACCAAGGGAGGCUUUAGAACCCUUCAUUGAAUGGCAUGGCAAACUUUUAAAACUGCUUUUGCUAUUUCACUAGAACUAUCUUUGAUAAAGGAUAUAGCUAAAAAAUGUCAGCCCAAACUGUGUGUAAUUAGGGUUGUUUAUUAAAAUUUUCUCUAAAUGUCAUACAGGGGCUUAAGAUCUGUGUAUGCUGUUGGGUCGGAGUGCCAGUCACUGCUUUGGAAGUCUGUGUUCUGGGGCUGCAGAAUGACAAACGUGUCAUGGGAUUAAAACCAAUCAACUGUGAAUUGUGAAAUUGAAACUACUCUUUCGGUUUUAUUUUCUUUAGCAUAUUGAGUAUAGAAAUCUGAAACUUAUUUAAAAUUUAUACUGCUUUUGUUGAUGGCUCAUUUUGGCUGUGUAUCCUCACUUAUGUACUGAUUUCUGAUAAAGGCUUGACAUUAUUAUAACACGCAUUUUGUGUUCCAGUUUAAUAAAACGGUUUCUGAGUCUUGUCUGAAAA